This is a messenger RNA of Trichoplusia ni (cabbage looper), 1088 nucleotides long. RefSeq lists its product as uncharacterized. The transcript is spliced from 3 exons. The record is from RefSeq and is a predicted model, not a curated record. The coding region runs from base 165 to 536 and encodes 123 amino acids. Lineage: Eukaryota; Metazoa; Arthropoda; Insecta; Lepidoptera; Noctuidae.
CUACAUCACUAGUAGUCGACCGUCGUGCCCUCUCUAUCGGUGCGCGCGCACGCUGCCCAGCACUAUUUGUUUACACGCCGUAUCAACAAUAACAAGUUAUUGUUUAAAUAUUCUGUUUUUGUAAGAUAGUGUUAAUAGUGAAGUUAUGAGAUUCAGUUGUCAAUAUGGAUGUUAAAUAUAACGAGCCACGUGACACAAGCACGACCAGCCUGCACGGGCUAUACACAGACUUCGACGGAUGGGUGACCAGGUUUACCGCGCAGCAUUAUAAGAAAUCAACAUGUCUCUCUCAAGAAACAAGUACGAUGGAUCUAAUAAAUACCGCUCACCAAAACGACGCCAUCAUUGAAAAAGAUUACGUAUUCAGAAACUUGCUGGCGAGGCACAGGCACACUCAACAUACAGCCAGAAAGCCGUGGUUUGGCCUUUGUAAAGACCACGAAGGUUUUAUUUUCUACGAUCACGUAUUUUAUGGACUUUUAAAUAAAAAUGGCGACAGGCGGAUAGUUUAUCAAAUAAUUCGAUCGAAAUUAUAAUACUUUUGGAAGUCUGGACACAACAUUGCCUAGACAGGUUCCGUUUUUAAAAAAAGCUAAUGCUAUUGAAUCGUUCCAAUGUUUUGAACUGACAAGUCAAAGUCACAUCACUUUUCGAAAAGGAAUGUCAUUCUCAUACAUUUGAUUAACUAUUAACUUAUUAGAUGACGAAUUUUCUAUUCGUUAAUAUCUGUUAAGUUACUUUGGUGAAUAACGCGAAGUCCUAGCAAAUAUGAUGAUUAUUAAAUCAAAAAUAUUUGUUUCUUGCCAUGAUGAAUUUAAAAAAUUAAAACAAAACCUUUGAUUUAUGUGAUAAUUAUUUUUAUGAAUAAUAGUUAAGAUAUUUUUUAUUAUGCCAAAAGGCUACAAAAGCCACUUAAAAUUCUGAAAUUAUAAGUACAAUCAUUAAAAUAUAAGUUUUUAUAAAACAUGUUUAAAACCAAGAAAAUGUAAGUACAUAUUUACUAGUAUAAUGAUGAAAUUGAAAUACAUGAAAUAAUAUUAUAUUCCACAAUUUUCACUUAACGCCAUCUAGUAUCAAACUAAGCAAAG